Molecule: messenger RNA, 603 nt
Organism: Rotaria socialis
Lineage: Eukaryota; Metazoa; Rotifera; Eurotatoria; Philodinida; Philodinidae
Source: the annotation of a GenBank genome assembly
AUGGCAAGAACUAAUACAACUAAGAUUAUAACCAAAAAUUCGACAAGAAUAAUAUCAUUGAAUAAAUCGCCAAGUAUUAUGUGCAAUGAAUUUAUUGAUGCGAAUGGUGUUAGAAAUAAGGGUUUUACUUGUCCAAUUCAAAAUUUCGUGCAAUAUUUUUGUUGUAAUACAAAUAAUUAUUAUUUUUGUUGUACACCUGAUCGUUAUUUAUUGGAAAUAAAUUCUCAGCAUGAACCCAUUUAUAUAGCUGGCCAAUAUCAACCUUCAAAUCAGAUCACACUCGAUCAAAAUUAUAUUGGUGCAUUGAUAAAUAAUUCUAGAAUAAUCAAUAAAGAAUUUAUAUUAUUUCAAAAACUUUUUUUACCAAUUUUUUUACUCAGCUCAAGUAUUCUGUUUCUUAUUGGUAUUGCUCUAUGGUUUUGGCUAUACAAACAUAAAGUAUUCUAUGCAUUGGAACAAGAUAAUUUUAAUAAACCAAAUCGGACAGUAAAAAGAACAUCACAGUCAAUGUGUAACAAUCUACUGUCAACAAAGAAAAACACCAUUAAUUUGCCUAUGGAACGAAAGUUACGAAGAAUAUCAUAUCCAUCAACUGAAGUUUAA